Ciona intestinalis (vase tunicate) is the source of this 2063-nucleotide messenger RNA. The record is from RefSeq and is a predicted model, not a curated record. NCBI's taxonomy places the organism in Eukaryota, Metazoa, Chordata, Ascidiacea, Phlebobranchia, Cionidae.
CAUCAUGUUUUGUUGCAACAGGAAGUGACGUACAUAUAACGAUGACGUCGUAAGCGUCGCUAUAAGCAAUCAAUGCAUUGCUGCUACGGAUGAAAGGAAGUUCAUACAACGACAUACAUAUAAUGUAUAUAUAUGUUGUUAGUUGAUAAGCAAACGAAUAUGUUAGAUUUAUAUUGCACCUAAUCACAUUAAAGAAAGAUUAGACAGUCCAUACUCAGGCGUGCAGGUUUAUAUAGCGCUGCAAGUGUAUAUGCACGUAAGCUAUUCGUAACAGCAGGCGUAAUUACUAAGUUGUAAACCACAUGUUGUGUGCAGGGGAAUAGUAAAAAGAGUUUCAAAUCUGUUUAUAAUGUCGUGUCCUUUUUUGUCAAGUGCACAACAGGAAAAGACAGCGAUAGGAGAAGCGCAUGCAAAAGUGACGUAUCCAGGUCAAUUACAGCUCGCUUCAUUACUCAAUUCCCAGAACCUUCUGACGUAUCAACCGGGGAAUACCCCAGUCCACGACGAACAUUUGUUUAUCGUAACCCACCAAGCGUUCGAAUUAUGGUUCAAGCAAAUUAUUUUCGAACUCAAUUCCAUUCGUGAAAUAUUCGACAAGAAACUUGUGGAAGAUUCAGCUUUACCUGUUGCUUGUGAAAGAUUGGAUAGGAUCACGAAAAUAUUCAAUGUCUUGAUUGCUCAGUUUGAAGUCAUAUCAACAAUGGCUCCACAAGAGUUUGGAGAAUUAAGGCCAAGCCUUGGUGAUUCUUCAGGUUACCAGAGUUGUCAGUAUCGUCUACUUGAAGUGAAACUGGGUGUUAGAGAUGAUCUUAGAAUCAAAUAUGCCGAUCAAUCGUACCAAGACUCCUUUGAGGGAACGGAAUUGGAAUCUUUAAAAACAUCUCAGAAAGAAUCGAGUUUAUUUGAUGCAAUUGACCAAUGGUUGGCCAGAACACCAGGUUUGGAAGUUGAUGGUUUCAACUUCAUUGGGAAGUUUAAAGAUGCUUUGGAAAGGAUGAUUGAAGAUGGUGAAGAUAAAGAAACACCAUCACCCCUACGUGAACGUUUUGAUUCAGUAUUCAAUGAAACCAAACAUAAGGAAUUAGUUCACAAGGGAAGCAGGAGGUUCUCGUACAAAGCUUUCCAGGGAGCUCUAAUGAUUUUCCAUUACCGACAUGAACCACAGUUUCAUUACCCACAUCUUCUGCUGACUUCUCUCAUUGAUAUUGACCAGAAAAUGGCUCAAUGGAGGCAUUACCAUGCAAACAUGGUGCAAAAAAUGAUUGGAAAUUUAGCUGGGACAGGUGGAUCAUCUGGUUACAUGUAUUUACGUUCUCUAUGCAGUGACCGAUACAAAGUGUUCUUGGAUCUAGCUAACUUGUCUUCUUAUUAUAUUCCAAUGAAAUACAUGCCACAGCUGCAAACAUAGAUGCAACACAUACAUAAAGAACCUACUAUUUACUUCUCAUUUUAUUAUUACUGCAGCUUUUAAAGGUUUAGUUAGUAUAUGUUGGUUCACAUGUUUAGAAUAUUUUGAUCCAAACUGAAGGCCAUUUAUUCCAUCUUAAACCUAACAUUAGUAUCUAUUAUUAUUAAUUCAUUAAGUAGGACACCCGAGGUAUAACAUGAUCAUUGUGGAAAUACACUAAAUGUACUUAAUAGCGAUUUCAUGAAUUUUCAUGCCAUUUUUAUUUAUAUAAAUUAGUUCUUACAUGUUCCCAAUACAAUUCGUUUCACCUAAUUUUAAAUACAUAUUGUUUGUUUUCUUUUUAUUUAUUAUAUUUGACAGUUUUAAUUGCAUUUGAUCAACUGUUUAAAGCUUAUUACCUAUCUUGUAUUCCUUAUAUUUUGUACAUGUUAUUUAUUACGAACAAUCACCAUAUAGUUUGUUGUGAUAAUUUAUUGCACAUAUAGCCAAUGUAUAUGCAUAGCAUUGCAUUUAUAUUCAUCACAUACAUGACAUAUUAAACUUCAUUCCUCACAUUUUAAACUUUAUCAGCGUGUAUCUUUAAUCACUGAACAUGAUAUAACAAUGUGACAUUUUGUGACAUAAUAUCCGUGUGACAUAAUAUCCGAUAAUUUAU